Messenger RNA from Camelina sativa (false flax), 738 nucleotides. RefSeq lists its product as uncharacterized. The record is from RefSeq and is a predicted model, not a curated record. NCBI's taxonomy places the organism in Eukaryota, Viridiplantae, Streptophyta, Magnoliopsida, Brassicales, Brassicaceae.
CAAACCUUUUUCUCCAAGCAAAAAUAUUAUUAUUGUUAUUCAGUCCUGAGUCAAAAAAAUUAGGGUUGGUGAUUUUGCUGCUUCUGAUCAGAGUGUGAAGACGGUUUGAGAAGUGAAGUGCAAUGGAGGUAUUUGGAAAAUCUUCAGUGGUUGGUUCAGCGGCCAAUGUUAUUUACUUGUCUGCUAUACUUGGUAUCGAUGGACCCGAUCCGUGUCACAAGUGUGAUUGGAAAUGCGAGAAUGAGAAUGUUUGUGGGAAUAUGUACCGUUGCAGACUAACUGGGUUGAGUCACGUCUGUGACAAGAACUGCAACCAAAGGAUUUUGUAUGAUAACCAUAACUCUUUGUGCCGAGCUAGUGGCAGGAUAUUCCCGCUCUCUUCCGAUGAGGAGCAGGCGGUUAGAGGAGUCCGGAGGAAGCUUGAUGAUGAGAGUCAGCCCUCUGAAAGCUGCGUUAAGCGUCUUCGGCGUGAUGUCCAGUUUCUUUCUUCUCCUUUCGAGAGGUCUUUUGCUGCUGUGAGCCCAAUCUGCAGUCAAGCUGGAGAUGGAAUGGAGAUGAACUAGAUCUUUGUUGGUCUUUUGCUUAUCUUUAUCUCACCUAGAAUAACACUUACUUUUUUUUUUCUUGAUCUCAAGUACGCAAUAAGAGAUGAUAUUCAUAUGCUCUUCCAGAGAGACUAGGCUUAGCUCCUCUGUCUGAAGAAGUACUUUUAAAUCUGAAGUUGUCUUUUCUUUCAAA